GCAAGGGGCUGAGAGCUCAAAGACGACUAGUUUGAUUUAACUUUACGAUGGAGAUUUGGGGGAAGCUCUUGGGAGUGCUACUAACCAUUGACAACGCUUCGCUGAUUACGGGGCCCCGGGAUGCCGUAGUUUCGAGCAUUGAGCAUGUUGCCGCCCCUAUAACAGAAACUUCUUCGGACCGAUUGCCUGUCCUUCUUUGGCAUGGAAUGGGAGACUCAUAUGAAUCUGCUUCGAUGCAAUGGGUUUCCGAUACAUUGCAAAAAGAGCAUCCCGAUUUGGACAUCUAUUCUAUUUACAUCGACAGAGAUGGAGGUAAGGACAAAGAGGCAUCAAUAUUGGGAGACGCCAUGACACAGUUAACAGACGUGUGUGAGCAGAUACAAAACAUCGAGUUUGACCCUAAGCAGGGAUUCAAUGCUAUAGGUUUUUCACAAGGAGGAUUAUUCCUCAGGGCGUUGGUACAGACUUGUGAUGUUAGGUUUCAUAAUCUCAUCUCAUUCGGCAGCCCCCAAAAUGGUAUCUCGGACUUACCACCCUGUCAACCGGGAAACAUUUUUUGUGAAAGGAGAAAUGCAUUGAUCAAAAGCAGAAUUUACACUGAUUAUAUUCAAAACAACAUUAUACAAGCUCAGUACUUUAGAGAUGUAAAUGAUUACGGAACGUAUCUCGAGAAGUCUGCGUUCUUGAAAUAUGUUAACAAUGAGCUUUUCAAAGACUUGAAAUACUACGACAGGUUUGUCAGCUUGAACAAGUUUGUGAUGGUGAUGUUUGAUAAGGACGAAAUGCUAGUUCCUAAAGAGUCUGCUUGGUUCUACGAUGAAGACCAAGAAACUGGCGACCUUAUCUCAUUCAACAAAACAGACUCUUACACCUUUGACCUCAUUGGUUUGAAAAGUUUGCACGAUGACGGCAAGAUUGAUUUCCUCAAAAUCGAUGACUUGCACUUAAAAAUUUCCGAAAAAGACUUAAUUUAUAUAGCUAAAACUUAUUUGUAAUACUUAUUCUGUCAGCAUUAAAUGUAUCUACUCACGAAUCAAACUCAAUGUCAGAGUCCAAAAACCCAAAUAUCUCCUUGUUUACUGCUUCUUCCAUGACUGAGGUCAUUGCAGUUGUGUCCUCUCCACUGCAACCGGUAUUAGUAUCUUCAGCAUCUCCUCCGCCGUGAUCUGCAUAAUGUGUUACUUGAUUAUUUUUGGAGUCAUGACUACUUGAAAGCGGAUAUAAUUUCCGAACAGGGAUUACU
Molecule: messenger RNA, 1243 nt
Organism: Pichia membranifaciens NRRL Y-2026
Lineage: Eukaryota; Fungi; Ascomycota; Pichiomycetes; Pichiales; Pichiaceae
Exons: 1
Coding region: 48-995 (315 amino acids)
Cellular component (GO): lysosome
Molecular function (GO): palmitoyl hydrolase activity; thiolester hydrolase activity
Source: RefSeq, a predicted model, not a curated record